This is a messenger RNA of Oppia nitens, 1336 nucleotides long. RefSeq names its product transcription initiation protein SPT3 homolog. Gene Ontology annotation, molecular function: protein heterodimerization activity; transcription coactivator activity. The transcript has a single exon. Gene Ontology annotation, biological process: transcription by RNA polymerase II. Lineage: Eukaryota; Metazoa; Arthropoda; Arachnida; Sarcoptiformes; Oppiidae. The record is from RefSeq and is a predicted model, not a curated record. Bases 78 to 1301 code for a protein of 407 amino acids.
AUAUACGGUAUUUAAAGAGUGUUGACAUGUGAUCAUCAAAUCAUUACAAGUGAUCGACAAUUAUUUCAUUGAAAGACAUGUCAAUCAAUAAUCCGACGUUAGAUGAGUUGCUAUCGUCGCCAAUCGGGUCCAAGUGGUCACCGGCUACCGCGUCCCGAACCAGUUAUACUCAAGAGAUUCAACAAAUGAUGUACAGCUUCGGUGACUACGAGCGGCCACUCUAUGAAUCGGCGCAACUCAUUGAACAGAUAGUCCACCAACAGAUGACAUCCGUUUUACUACAGGCCGUACCGAUUGCUGAGAGUCGCGGAUCUCGAUUAAUAGGUCUCGAAGAAAUCUUAUUCCUCAUGAGAGGCGAUCGCAAUAAAUUAAGUCGUUUUGUUAAACAUUUGUCUGUUAAAGAUGGUAAAAACACUUUCAUCAGCACUGGUAUUGUCGACGUCGACGAUAUCAUCGACAACAACAACAUCAAUAAUAUCAAUGACAAUAACACAACUUCAAACUUGAAUCAAUUAGUGUCCACCGAUGAUAUGCCGGCAAAACCACCGCAACAGACAAAACGUGUCAAAUAUUGUUAUGAUUUUUUGAAAUCCAUUGACAAUACGGGAACUCUUCUUUCAAUAUUUGAUAACAAUUUUGUUGAUAGCGUUCAACACGAAAGAAAUUUGCGAUCAAAUAAGUUAACCGAUUGUAUGACAACUGAGGAGUACUUGAAUUAUUCUGAGUCGAGACAAACAGGUUUUGCCAAUAAGUCGCGGCCAUCGAAGUUCAGAGAUUGGCUCUUAAAAGACUAUUUUAUUGAUAUGAAACCGAAUCCAUUAGCACUCGAAGUACUACAGUAUUUGGCAAAAGAAACAGUCUCUCAGAUCGUCGAUCUAUCACUUCUUGUAAAACAAGACUUGGAGCGCGACGUAUGUGAUCCCAUGGCAUCGCUUUUGCCACAAAAAAUGAUAAAUAAAGAUUUUCCUCCAAAUCAUCUCAAUUCCUGUCCAAACAGUAAUGAAAGUGAAGAUUUAUUGACAAACUUGUCGUCAAACACACCAUUUUUCAUGACUAACUCACAAUCAGUUAGCUCUUGUAAAAGCACGAUAUCUGGUGGAUCAGAUGGCGGACCAAAGUCAAAGAAACGCAAGAGAGCUGAUCCAUCAAAAGUAUCAUUUGAAGCGCACUCGUAUUGCAUAACUCCGAACCAUAUCCGUGAAGCCAUUCGCCGCUAUUUUACGAAUUCCGGUCCAUUCACUAAAACCCAUCACUCGACUAAUCAGACAAUGAAUUAUCAGAAAAAAUUGUUGUGUCUAUGAAUCAUAACAUAUACUAUACUAUGUUUAUCAUUAAU